UUACUGAACACCCGUAAUCAAUAGGUCGGAGUAAAACCUUAUUGAAAUUCAUUUAAUAAUUGGAAUUUAUUAAAAAUGAAUAUAACAAACCGUAUAUUUACGACCAGUUGGAGGAAAGGAAACAGUUUUAUCAGAAUCGUCACAUUUUCAACAAAACCUCAGGCAAAUGAAUUACCACCUCUCAUUCAAAARCAAAGUCAACCAAACUCCGCAGGGUCUAUUGAAGGGCGCAAAUCAGUUAUUCCACAAAAUUAUCGUUUUAUCUAUCCGGAAUUUUUACCGGAUCCCAAAGUCGAAUGGCGUAAUCCAGUUCGUGAGAAACUUGAACGCAUGGACAUGCUAGACCGUCGCACUAAAAUUGAUAUUCCGGAAUUCUAUGUCGGUUCGAUAUUAGCUGUAACAAGCUCCGAUCCACAUGCAGCUGGAAAAAUCAGUCGUUUCGUUGGUGUUUGUAUUCAUCGUGACCGUUGUGGCCUUCGGGCUCGUUUCAUAUUACGCAAUGUUAUUGAUCAUCAAGGUAUUGAAGUACGUUACGAGCUGUACGAUCCAACUAUACAUAAAAUUGAAGUACUUCGUCUGGAAAAACGUUUGGAUGACCAUCUGCUAUAUUUACGGGACGCACUGCCAGAAUAUAGCACUGUUGAUAUAAAUAUGGAACCGGAGAAUUUAGAUGAUAGUGCUGAAGUGCCAAUAAAUGAUAUUAAAGUAGUAUUGCGUCCACGACCAUGGUUGGAGCGGUGGGAGCGACAGAACCUACAGGGAGUAGCUAAUGUAGAUCAGUACAUAACUGACAAGCAACGCCGACAGGCAAUGGCACAUGAAAAACCAUGGGAGAAAUACGAUAUGAUGAAACAGUAUCGCUCUUCGAUCCCCGAGGAAGAACAAAAAGAAAUAUUUGCAGAAGUGCAUUCCCAAUUGCACAGUCUGGAAUUACAACGAAAACGUAACAAGCGUAAACGUUCUUUUGUUAAACUCACCAAAUUGGCGUAGAUCUAAUAAAAAUUAUUGUUACUUGUUUUUUUUUUUUUCUUUCAUAACAAUGAUAACAUGUACUUUAUGUGAAUAAUUUAAAACACACAUACGAAAGUUAGAAUACAGUUCUGUAAAUAAAAACGGAUUCAGUUUAUAUUCUGAGAAAUAUCAA
Messenger RNA from Bactrocera latifrons, 1144 nucleotides. RefSeq names its product 39S ribosomal protein L19, mitochondrial (gene mRpL19). The record is from RefSeq and is a predicted model, not a curated record. Gene Ontology annotation, molecular function: structural constituent of ribosome. The coding region runs from base 76 to 990 and encodes 304 amino acids. The transcript has 3 exons. Gene Ontology annotation, cellular component: ribosome; mitochondrial large ribosomal subunit. Gene Ontology annotation, biological process: translation. Lineage: Eukaryota; Metazoa; Arthropoda; Insecta; Diptera; Tephritidae.